This is a messenger RNA of Parnassius mnemosyne (clouded apollo), 1782 nucleotides long. Lineage: Eukaryota; Metazoa; Arthropoda; Insecta; Lepidoptera; Papilionidae. The record is from the annotation of a GenBank genome assembly.
AUGUGGCGGUGCGUGGACAGCGGGUGCGGGGAUUCGCGCGCAGUGCCCUGUGCUCGCGGCAAGCACUCGGCCACGCUACUGGGCGGAUAUGUGUACGUACUGGGCGGCCGCGGGGCGGGAGGCGCUGUACCCCUCAAGGACUUCUGGAGGUUUUCUCUAGCUACGGGUGAAUGGGAGCGUCUAGAGAGCCGAGGGGACGCGCCGCCUGCACUACAGGAGCACACCGCCACUGCGCACGAGAACAAGCUCUAUGUGUUCGGAGGCGAAGCGGGCUCCUCGUCGCACGAGACUCCGCUCUGGAUAUACGACACUGAGUUGCAAGUAUGGCGUAAGGUGCCCGGGAAGCCGGGGAACGUGCACGUGCGGCGACGGGGGAGCGCGGGGGAGCGGGGCGAGGUGUCGCCGGGCGGCCGCCGCGGCCACUCGGCACACGCGCUACGCGACUGCCUGCUACUGUACGGCGGCUACAUGGACCUGCGAGGCUCCACCAACGAAUUGUGGGCUUUCCAUUACGAGUCGGAGUCGUGGCGGCUGGUGAGGGGCGCACAUGCGGGCCCGGCGCGGCACCGGCACGCGGCCGCGCUGCUCGGCGCGCGCCUCUACGUGCACGGCGGCCAGUGCGACCUGCGGGACUGCGCCGACCUCUGGCACUACGACAUCGUGAGCCGCGCGUGGACGCAGGUGCGCGUGGCGGGCGGGGCGCGGGGCGGGGUGCGGGGCGGCGCGCGGGGCGGUGCGCCGGGCGCGCGCUGCGGGCACGCGGCGCUGCGCGCGGGCGCGCACCUGUACGUGUUCGGCGGCGAGGCGCGCGGCCACGCCACCAACGAGCUCUGGCGCUUCCACUUCGCGACGGAGACGUGGGAACGCAUCAACCAAAGCUUAAAGUGGCCGUCGGCGCGCGUGGACGGGCGCGUGCUGCUGGUGGGCGGCGAGGGCGGCGUGCGGCCCGCCCAGAGCCUGCCCGCCCGCCCCCGCCCCGACCCGCCCACGGGCUUCCUGCACGAGAUCUCCAAGCUCUCGUCCUUCCACAGGCGCAGAGGCGCGCGCUGCUCCUACACCGUCCUCGCCGGGGAACAGGACUCCACCGAGAGCCUCGUCCGCUCCGAACAGCCAGCCCUGUCCAAAUCGAGAUCAGCCUACGUCAUAGACGAACGCCAGCCGGCAGACGGUGGCGAGAGCCCCGCGGAAGGCGACGAGGCCGAAAGACACCGAUCGAUGUCGCGGGAACCUAUCUCCGUACCCGACUUCGCCGACAUGGUUCUACCGACUCCAGUUCUAUCGCAGACAGAAGCUACGAAACUUGUGUACCUCGAUGCAGAGGAAGAGGAGGAAAUGAGAAGAGAGAUUUCACAAAACGGUCACAAAAAGGAUUUGAAAGACGAGACUCCAAAGGUGAAAAUUGUAGCGCUUCGAAAAUCGGCAUCGGUGAGAUUUAUGAAGGAGCCGGUCACCGAUAUUACGGAAGACGAGGCUGAAUUGUCCACGUCAGACUACGCGAGCGCUGAGAAAGUUAACAGACUUUCCGGGGCGUCAUCUUUAGGUUUUAGCAACCCCCACUACUUGGGACCAGACGUAAGAAAUUUGGGAAUAGCUAUGACCCCAGAUUCCGGGGUUGGUCCUCUUGAGUCCAUUGAACUUCAAGAUUUAGGAGAGAGACGUGCCAGAAGCGAGCCGAGAAAUGGCGAAACACAACUACACUUAUUACUUGUGGGCGGUAAGGAGCCACCCCACUUGGCAUUGCUCCAGAGUCCACUGUCCAUGUGGACCUAUCGGUUGUUGUGA